CACAGGGAAAUACGGGCGAGAUGAUGAUACCGUGUCUGGUUUUCUCGGAGGGAGGGUUGGAGCUAGAAGAAGGGAGUGAGGAAUGGAGGGCUAUGAGCAGGAGAGUAAGAGAGGCGUGUGAGACUCAUGGCUGCUUCUUGCUUCUGCAUAACAGAGGCAGUCUGAUUAGGUUACAAGAAGAAAUGUUGACAGCCAUGAAAGCUUUGUUUGAUCUUCCUGAAGAGACCAAGAUGAAGCACACUAGCCCUAAGCCUUACCGGAGCUACCAUGCCAACUGCCCCGUCAUUCCUCUCUGUCAAAGCUUCGGCGUCGACGACGCUCCUCUCCCUCACAUUGCUCAAGCCUUCACUCGCCUCAUGUGGCCUCACGGAGACCCCACUUUCUGCGAGACGUUGAAGUCGAUGAGCGAGGAGAUGCUGGAACUGAACUAUGUGCUGUUGAAGAUGAUAGUGGAGGGUCUGGGCCUUCCGAAACACUACAUCUCAGACGCCGAGAAGAUGAAGAGCACAAGUAAUUUCAGGAUGAUAAAGUACAGAGCUCCUUCUUCUUCAGGCGUCCAACACCUGGAGACGGGUCUCGUCCCCCACACCGACAAAUGCGCCAUAACCACUCUGUGUCAGAACGAUGUCCAGGGACUCCAGGUCCUCACCAAACAAGGCCACUGGAUCGAUGUGAACGUGCCCCACCAUGGCCUCGUCGUCGUCGUCGGCGAUAUCCUUAAGGCCUGGAGCAAUGGGAGGCUUCAUGCGGUGACGCACAGAGUGAUGAUGGGCGGCAAUAAAGAGAGGUAUUCGUUCGCGCAAUUUGCACUGCCAAAGGAAGAAGAUGAGAUUGAGGUGCCUCCUGAGUUGGUUGAUUCUGAUCAUCCUCUUCUUUAUCGACCUUUUAAUUAUGGAAAAUACUUCGAUUAUUAUACUUCAUCUCUCAAAGAAAACGCACUCGAAGUAUUUGCAGGCGUAUGAUAUAUCAGUUUUUGUGUGUAUGUGUAUAUAUAGUUGUGGGUGAACAAGUUAUGAUAGGGUAGGCUUCUCUGCAGCUGCUGUAUGAAUUGCCAAAUUACUUUGGACUAACUUUAUCUUUCAGAAUCAACAAAGAUUU
Molecule: messenger RNA, 1098 nt
Organism: Neltuma alba
Lineage: Eukaryota; Viridiplantae; Streptophyta; Magnoliopsida; Fabales; Fabaceae
Product: 2-oxoglutarate-dependent dioxygenase AOP2-like
Exons: 3
Coding region: 21-962 (313 amino acids)
Source: RefSeq, a predicted model, not a curated record